Messenger RNA from Capronia epimyces CBS 606.96, 1524 nucleotides. RefSeq lists its product as uncharacterized. Bases 1 to 1524 code for a protein of 507 amino acids. Gene Ontology annotation, cellular component: endoplasmic reticulum. Lineage: Eukaryota; Fungi; Ascomycota; Eurotiomycetes; Chaetothyriales; Herpotrichiellaceae. Gene Ontology annotation, molecular function: ubiquitin binding. The record is from RefSeq and is a predicted model, not a curated record. The transcript has a single exon.
AUGUCCUCUCAAGAUAUUUCCCAACUGAGUCCUUCUCAACAGGAGGCCUUGCAGACCUACACCGCAGUGACGGAUCAGGACCCAAUCGCCGCCAUUCCUUUGCUACAAAGAUGCGAAUGGAACGUCCAGAUCGCCAUCGCCCGCUUCUUUGACGGGGAGCCAGCCACCGAUCCUUUAGCAGAAGCUCGUUCCGCAUUGCCUCCUGCUGCCGCUCGACAGACUGCCAACCUCCAAUUCGAGUCCCUGCUUUCUUCGACACAACCUGCUCCUCGUCAAAAUCCCGAAGACACCGUCGAAAGAGUCGACACAUCCAUCGCAACGGAAACGCAAUACCGUCCUUCGUUUCUAUUUUCCAUCCUCUUCUCUCCAUUCAACAUUAUGUACCGCGUCCUGAGCACAAUACUCUCGCCUCUGGGGUUCCUUGUACCCUCAUUCAUGUCAAGACUUUUCCAUCGCCUGAUAUAUCAGCAGUCAAGGACCGUGCGAAGAGGUUUGCCACCGGCCGAAACUACGAGAAGGUUUAUACGGGAGUUCAGCGAAGAGUAUGGGACAAACACCCUACCCUUUGUAGAAACGGGGUUCAACUUGAGCCUUGACAAUGCGAAAAAGGAUCUGAAGUUUCUCCUUGUUGUCCUUCUUUCUCCCAGUCACGAUGAGAACACUACGUGGGUGCAAGAAACGCUACUUUCUAACCAAAUGAAAUCCUUCCUGGAUUCUCAUGCAAAUGAACUGUUCCUCUGGGGAGGCAACGUCCGGGACCCCGAGGCAUACCAGGUUUCCUCCAGUUUGCAAUGCACCAAGUUUCCAUUCGUCGCUCUAGUUUGCCAGACGACCGAAUCUGGCUCUACGGCAAUGACCGUCAUCAUGCGGGCAGCUGGGCCUAUGCCUGCAUCAGAGCUUGUUGCAAAACUCGGAACCGCCAUGACGACACUUCAGGCACAGUUAGCCGCCGCCCGAGCUCAACGGGCAGAACAACAGGCGUCUCGCAAUUUACGACAGGAGCAGGAUUCGGCUUAUGAACGGUCGCUUGCUCAAGAUCGUGAACGUGCCCGCCGGAGACGAGAGGAGGAAGAGGCAGCAGCGCGAGCUGAGAAAGAGGCCCUAGAACGAGCUCGCGAAGUGGAGAAGAGAAGAGCAGACAUGGCUCAAUGGAGGCAAUGGCGGGCUCAGUCACUGCCGAAGGAACCCGGGCCUGAGGUGAAUGAUGCCAUACGAGUUAGCAUCCGCAUGGCUUCUGGUGAGCGGGUCAUCCGCAAGUUCCACUCCAACGCGGACUUGGACGAGCUCUAUGCAUUUGUCGAUUGCUACGAGGCUGUCAAAGCGAGACAGGUCGCAGGCACGAUAGGAGAAGAAGUUGAGGAACCAGUCAAUUACGAACAUGAGUACGGAUUUCGACUGGUUUCCCCAAUGCCGAGGACCGUGUAUGACUUGGAGAAGGGAGGGUCUGUAGGGGAAAUAAUAGGGAGGGCAGCAAACCUAAUAGUAGAGCCCAUCGAGGAAGAAGAGACCUCUGACGGAGAAUAA